AGUGAUGAGUAAGCGGAGAGGAUGGGUGAAGAAAGUCGCUGCUGCACACAAACAAAAUAGCAGUGAUUUGCUCAAACACAAGGUAGCUUUAUACCAUCUCUGAGGCCAUGUUGGAUUUUUAGCAGGAACUGAAUCAUAGCGUGAGUGUGGAUUGUAGUGGCGGAAGUCCCAGCACGGAGGUUCUUUGUGUGUAAACCCUUCAUACAUUUACUUGUUUACUGAGUCUCUAGUCGGGAACUGCUUCGGGAGAGUCUGAGGACCGGUACGCUCGACAGGACAGACAUAUCCCGGACAGCGUUCAUCCAAACAUCGAGUUAUAUGUCCGGUCAUCACACAUAGACCUGAUCGUAUUGAGGCCCCGAAGUAUCCACUCAGGAUAGACGGACAUUGUGUAAUGAGGAUAGACGGAGACUGUGUACCGAGGAUAGACGGAGACUGUGUACCGAGGAUAGACGGAGACUGUGUACCGAGGAUAGAAGAGACUGUGUACUGAAAUGUUCAAGGUCUGCUAAUUGAACUUAUCAACUUAAAGUUCCUCAUUCAGCAUUUAAAAACCUUUGAAAUUGUAGAUAAGUGAUUUGUGAUUAAUGGAAAAAAAAAAAAGUUAGUGAGAGACUGUGAUAUUAGUUAUGUAAGAGUGGGAAUACUAUUGAUAAGCUGGAUGCAGUGUCAAGGAUAAUCUUUGUUGAUAAAGUAUUGGACACAGGAAACGUACAUCUACAGGGCAAUGACCUCGUACUGGAAAUCCUGAUUUUAAAUCUACUGUGUAUGACUGGAUUGUAAAUCUACAGUGAAUGCCUCUUAUAUUGGACAACAUGAUCUCCAGGGUGAUGGUUUCUUCUACCCGAUUUGUACACCUAGAGGGCAACCACCUCUUGUAUUGGAAACCCCGAUUAUAAAUCACCGUGACCGAUUGUAAAUCUAAGGAAACCAAGAUCUACAGCCAUCAGGAUCUAAGAUCUACAGCCAUCAGGAUCUAAGAUCUAUAGCCACCAGGAUUUAAGAUCUACAGCCACCAGGAUCUAAGAUCUACAGCCACCAGGAUCUAAGAUCUACAGUCAUCAGAUUCUAAGAUCUACAGCCACCAGGAUCUAAGAUCUACAGCCAUCAGGAUCUAAGAUCUACAGCCACCAGAAUCUAAGAUCUACAGCCAUCAGGAUCUAAGAUCUACAGCCAUCAGGAUCUAAGAUCUAUAGCCACCAGGAUUUAAGAUCUACAGCCACCAGGAUCUAAGAUCUACAGCCACCAGGAUCUAAGAUCUACAGCCACCAUGAUCUAAGAUCUACAGCCAUCAGGAUCUAAGAUCUAUAGCCAUCAGGAUCUAAGAUCUACAGCCAUCAGGAUCUAAGAUCUACAGCUAUCAGGAUCUAAGAUCUACAUCCACCUCUUUUAUUGAAUAUCAGGAUUUGUACCUGGCUCAUGUAUUGGAACCUGAGGAUUGUAAUUAAACAGGUUUACAUCCUUGUUUUAAAUGAUCGUUAAAGACUGUGGAGGAUAUAGGUAAAUUGACUUAAAGCUACUUACAGGGCAACUAAAUAGUAACAAGUACGGGAGGAAACGAUCUCAUUUACUGUGUGGAUUAAUUACGUAAGAGUAAAUAAUCUGAUUUUCAAGGAAGAAUUUUGGAUACACAUUUGAUAUGGGAUGUAAAACAAACCCAAGGAAAUAGUUACUAAUACAGCAGAUUUGUAUAUCAGAAAUUAUAUUUGUGUGUUUUUAUCAAAUUGUGUUACUGUCACUGCAGGAAAUUCAUACUGUGUUACUGUCACUUACAGAAAUUCAUAUUGGAGAAAAGUUUAUGUUUGUGACUUGUUAAGGGUGUGUUUCAUAAUGAAUGUAGAACGGAAGGUUAAGUUGCUACUUCCCCGGGAGUAUAUCUCGGGAUUCUGAUGGAGUUUACUGGUGAGAGUGAUGAAGUGCUGUGUAGGCCUUACAUGUGUACAGUCUACAUGUUGUGUGUACAGUUAUCUGUGUUGGUGUAAUUCAACUGCAAUGUAAGGAAUUUAACAUAAACACAGUAUUGUUAAACACAAGGAAGUACAGGGACCAAAAUGAGUAUGAGCGUAACGAAAAUGGUGAUUCUGUCGUCGGAGAGCGUCACCAAGGCAAUGGACGUGACUUCAACUUCUGUGAUUGACAACAAAUCUUCUGACAAAGGACUAGCCACGACAAAGACUCAGUUCUCCCAGUCUGGGUCAGAGUUGUCUACCCCUGAUUCCGUUUCAACCCUACCCUCAUUACAGAGUAGCUAUGAUAGGAUUUCUGGGACACAUCAGAGCGCUACAACGAGAUUUGUAUCCUUGCCUUCGUCUUCCAACAAGCAAACAAGUCUUUCAGAUGCUUUUUUGAAAACAAAUAUUGCAUCCACAUCACAAACAUCAUCUGAUUUACUGAAGAUGGCAGGUCAGGCGUCACCUUCACCAACAAAAUACAUUGCAUUGUCAUCUUCAGCCAAGAUCUCCAAGUCUGCUGGUCUAGUCCCCAGUGCUAUGAGACAGACUCAGGCGGCACCGCCUUCUUCAUCACACAUUGUCACAUCAUCAUUAAAAUCACUGUCAUCACUGUCAUCACUGUCAUCGCCCACAUUCAAGGACCCUUUGAGCUCAGAUGUUUAUAGUGACAAACUGUCUGUAUCAAAUCAAUUGUCCAGUGUUCAGAAGCGAAGUCCUGAGCGGUCUGUUGUGUUGUUGUCCACGUCGUAUUCCCCAGACUCAUCAAAAGGCUUGAACUCUGUGGCGGUGACCACACCAGUUGUACCGACAGGUCCUGCAUCAUCAACUGACCCCGUACUCAGAUCUAGUAAUACACUGGACCAGCUUAGCAGUGGUAAAACUGUCCUCAAACCCCCAAACAAAGGGUCUGAUGCUCAGUCAUCUGCCCCCAUUACCCCCUCCAAGACAAUGGGUGCAGGACUGACCCCCACUACCACUCCCAAAAUGGUACGCCCCCUGCCCCCUAUGACCCCUUUAUCCCCUGUGACCCCAAGCAAGACUGUGAUACAGAGUGCGUCCAAGGCUACUCCUAUGUAUAUACCCAACACGAACCCCAUGUCAACAACUGUACUACCACCACUGGGGCCUACCUCAAGUAUAGCACCCAGCGUGCCACCCACAGCUGCUACAGCGCUGAGCCAGAGUCUGCCGUUUAUUCUGGGCGUGUCAUUGUGCGGGGUCGGACUUGUGCUUUUCUUUAUCACCUUUGCUGUUUUCUGCUGCUUACGGAAGAAACCCUCCAAGGUACAUAACAACAAGGAAGAUAUUCGGACCCAUGACUUGUGGGUAAGCACCACAGCAACCUCUGAUGUAGGCCUAGCGUCGACAGCAGACCCACUUCCAGGGUUUGAGUCCAUCACCGAGACAAUACUGACAGACUACAGGAAAAGUCUCUCCAGUGGUCAGAAAGUCAUUAAACCCAAACGGCGUACCGGGCCGGCCGUGCCUAAGAGAGGAUCCAGUUCAGACGAGGUACAUUACAAGGCAUUGCACUCCUAUGAGGUCACACAGGAAGGCCAGUUACCCUUCAGGAAAGGAGACAUUAUCACCGUCCUAGAGAAGACAAACGAUGGCUGGUGGAAGGGAACACUGGACGGCAAGGAAGGCUGGUUCCCUGGCAGCUUCGUCAAGGGGAUUCAGCAUAAAUCUGUCACUGAGGGGGAUGAUAAAAAGGACGGUGAGGAAGACAAUGAAUCAGGGAGUCAAAAACCGAGAGUCAGUUCCUUUCUGCUCAGUAAAGACCAAAGGCCAAGGUCAAUGCACCUGCCCCGGAGCAAAUCUGACCGCUACAGUCCAAUGAGGCAGCUGACCCCUAAAAGGGACUCCUGGGCAUUGGGUAAAGAAGUGUCAACUCCACGUGUCCCGCAGCUUGAGAAGAAGGGAGACAACUCAGUAGACAGUGGCGCAACCAACAGCCUCCGAGACCCUGUCCUAUAUUCUGCUGCAGGAGUGAGAUACCAGGCCCUUUAUCCUUACACUGCCAACUUCAAGUCAGAGAUCAGUCUACAGGAAGGGGAGAUAAUCUGGGGAAUUGAGAAGGACAAGAAUGGCUGGAUGAAGGGCCAGCGUGAACGUACAGGAGAGACGGGAUGGUUCCCAGCUGUUUAUGUGCAGGAAUUAAGUGGAGCUGCUUCCCCAGUUACAGGUAUUGUGGAGGACACACAGGUGUACACGCAGCUUUUGGCCAACAACAGCAAGGACCAGGAGGUCAUCUGUAUCGAACAUCUCGCAGUGUGUCCAUUUGCAGCGGAGAAUGACCAGGAUCUGUCGUUUGACAUAGGCGACACAAUUUUAGUGUUUGACACGCUUGAGAAUGGAUGGUGGCUUGGUUGUCAUGGAGAUGAUGUGGGCUGGUUUCCUGGAGUUUAUGUACAGAUUGUGACGGAUGGUCAGAGUUAUGUUGAUGAGUAUGGAAACACGACAGAUUCUUCAGGAAGAAUGAAUGUGACAUCACCCUUACCUGCAACCUCCAACAUGAGCACGUCACAGUUGUCUGUGAGAUCCGACGACAAUAUGUCAGUUGCCUCGGAUGUAUCAGGUCGGGAUCGUCCAGGCCGACAAGCCUUGGAUAUCAGUAGCCCUGGGACUCUGUCCACUUUCUCCGCGGCUAAGUCUGACCGUAGUGCUUCCACACUAUCUGUCCAGUCACGGUCAGAUGAUGACAUAUCGAUGUCUUCCGGCACUAUGGACUCCAAAGGCUCUGGAAAGAGGAUAAAACCCAAACGAAAGGCACCAAAGCCUCCUGUUGAUGCUACUGGAGGAAGUAAACUGCCAACCCCAAUCAAACCAACACGGCAGGCACCAGCCCCUACAGGGCAGAACCACUCCACCCCGGAACAACGAGGGAUCAGUGAUGUCCUGGGUGUAGGCAAACAGGAACCUUGUGUCACCAAGGUUGUAAGUGAAUUUCCUAAGGUGGAAAUUAGUAUAACACAGAACAGCCCUGUGGAAAAACCGAAAAAACCAGCUGUUCCGAAAAGAUUUGUGAAACCGAAAUUAGUGAAAGUUCCACGUAGGAAAUUAGACAUGAAAAAAGCGUCGGAUCAAAGGACCAAUCAGGCAACGCGUUCACCCCCGCCUCCUCGUCCCCCGCCCCCUAAAGUGCUACUUCAUUCCCCGUCCAGUGCCGCUAGUACACCAAACAUGACAGCUGAGGAAACCACGUCCCUAGAGAACACAUCCGCCAUGUCUGGGUUCAAACAGCUGGAGGACCAAAGUGGUAGUCUGUACAAAGACAUGAAUAUAACAUCAAUGUCAGCCAAUGAAAGCUUGACCCAUGACUGGACAAAAGAGGACAGUGUUCACCUACUCCCAAAACUACAGAGACAAAACGCCUUGUUAAGUGACGAGAAACCCUUUGGUGAUGACACGGACGUCAUGACCACGAUACCAGUUGGGUUGGGCGACCCGGACGUCGUGACCACGAUACCAGUCGGGUUGGGCGACAUGGAUGUAAUAGAUGGACCGGUGAAUUCUAAACACCAAACUUACAUCGUUGAGGAGGUGAAGCCCAAGGCUUCCAGGAUUCCACAGUUUAAUAGACAGAACAGUGGGCAAGCUACACCAAGUCCAGACCGCGUUGUACCACAAAGUUCUGACCCGAUGUACAGCCAAAUCCCUGACGAACAGUUUAACCCUGAUUCCAUCACAAAUUGUUUGGAUUCAUACAGGCCACAAACAUUGCAGACAUUUAGCCCAGCACCAACUCAAAGUUCUGAUAAAGGAUAUACCAAUAGCCCUGUGGCCAUUCAAAAUCCUGUUGAACGAUAUGACGUAGACCCUACGGCGACUUACAGCCAGAUUCAUGUGGUACCCGGUAAAACCAAUGGCUAUGAUAGUGUCCCUGUUAGUCCUUUAAUCAAGUCUGAUGACAAUUUCUCACAGAGUCCUACAAACAAUAGUAAAGUGGGUGAUUCUAGGGACAGGAGUCCUACAAGCAAUGCCCGUGACAGUAUCGUGUUGGAGGAAUCUCCAAAUGUUGUUUAUUCUCCGAAUGUCAAAAGCAAUCACGUGAAUGAGACUCAUGAUUUCCCUGAUGAAAGUGGUGAUGAUAUGGACAAAAGUUUGGAUGCUGAUGCGCAAACAAAAAUACCAAAAGCUAGACCCCCGGUCGCACCGAAACCAAAAGGAAUACCUCAACCUAAGAUCCACUAUAGACCAGACACAAGUUCUGAGGAGGUCAAUACAAGCCCUGACAGGAAAGUAACACAGGAGUCGCCCUCUGUAAAGAGGAGGGAAAUAGGUCAAAAAUCAAAGUCAUCAUCUUCUCCAUCUAAAGAGGAGAAUAAAGGUAGCCCAGAAAAAAGACAUGUACAAGAAUCCCCAGCAUCCCGAAGGAAAGCUGGAGGUCAAAGGUCAGGUACGAUGAACUCUCCUGCAAGGGAGGGGAGAUCAGGUAUUCCUGUCAGUGACUCUCCUACCAGGGAGGUAAAAUCUGGCAUUCCAGUCAAUAGCUCACCAGGAAAGGAGGUGAAGUCGGGAAUCCCUGUUAACAAUAAAUCACCAAAGAAACCAAGGAACAGAAGUAAUGAGAGGGCCAUACCUGUGCGCCAGAACAUUGGGGGAAACAGUGGAGGCAACAAGUCCAAAACUAACUCACAAAAUGGAAAUACUCAAAACCAGGAUUCACCCAAAAUCAAACCACAGCGUCCCAAUAAACCUCCGGAAACAAACAAGAAAUCAAACGGAAAAGCUGAUUCUAGUCCGAGCAGGUUGCCCAAGUUGUCCUCUUUCCGAUCGCCUAGUCCUCAGGCAAAAGACAAUGAUGAUAAAGUGAUCAGUCCACCGAAAAAACGAUCUAUACCAGUAGCCAAACCUGCCCGACCACCCCCACCUAAUUCCCCUCCAGCCAGCCCAGAAAUAAAAAUCUCCUCAAAGGGAGAUAACCAACCAUCAUCUGGAUCAUCUUUCUCAAGCUUCGGUAAAAUGAAUGGAGUAAAUGAUAAGCAAACGGACUUAAGACCUUUGGAGAAAAAGUCUCUGCGUAAAACAAUCCGACAGUACAAGGGACAAAACCAGGGGGAACUCUCUUUUGAGGAGGGCAGCUUUAUCAUGGAAAUCACGGAGGACGAAGACAAUCCUGGUUGGUUGAUCGGGAUGUUAGCGGACGGUAGUACAGGCCUGUACCACCAAAGUUUUGUGGAGGAAUCACCAGCUGGCAAUCAGCAAACUAUUGUGUAAAACAAAUAUCCGCAGUGAUAAUAAACUUAAAAAUAUCCACAGCGAUAAUAAACUUACAAAUAUUUGCAGUGAUAAUAAACUAACAAAUAUCCACAGCAAUAAUAAACUUACAAAUAUCCACAGUGAUAGUAAACUAACAAAUAUCCACAGUGAUAGUAAACUAACAAAUAUCCACAGUGAUAAUAAACUAACAAAUAUUCACAGUGAUAAUAAACUAACGGUGAUUUCUGCCAAAUAUUCACAGAGGUAAUGUAUAAAGUGAUGUCUGACAGAGCCACAUACAGUCAACAAGGAUAUAUAAAAAGUGACUCAGCGCCGGCCACAACGAUAUAUACCGGAGUAUAUAUAGCAUGAAAGUGAAGUCAGGCAAAUGUCCAGUUAUUAUAUAAAAAGUGACUCAGCGCCCACAACGAUAUAUACCGGAGUAUAUAUAGCAUGAAAGUGAAGUCAGGCAAAUGUCCAGUUAUUAUAUAAAAAGUGACUCAGCGCCCACAACGAUAUAUACCGGAGUAUAUAUAGCAUGAAAGUGAAGUCAGGCAAAUGUCCAGUUAUUAUAUAAAAAGUGACUCAGCGCCCACAACGAUAUAUACCGGAGUAUAUAUAGCAUGAAAGUGAAGUCAGGCAAAUGUCCAGUUAUUAUAUAAAAAGUGACUCAGCGCCCACAACGAUAUAUACCGGAGUAUAUAUAGCAUGAAAGUGAAGUCAGGCAAAUGUCCAGUUAUUAUAUAAAAAGUGACUCAGCGCCCACAACGAUAUAUACCGGAGUAUAUAUAGCAUGAAAGUGAAGUCAGGCAAAUGUCCAGUUAUUAUAUAAAAAGUGACUCAGCGCCCACAACGAUAUAUACCGGAGUAUAUAUAGCAUGAAAGUGAAGUCAGGCAAAUGUCCAGUUAUUAUAUAAAAAGUGACUCAGCGCCCACAACGAUAUAUACCGGAGUAUAUAUAGCAUGAAAGUGAAGUCAGGCAAAUGUCCAGUUAUUAUAUAAAAAGUGACUCAGCGCCCACAACGAUAUAUACCGGAGUAUAUAUAGCAUGAAAGUGAAGUCAGGCAAAUGUCCAGUUAUUAUAUAAAAAGUGACUCAGCGCCCACAACGAUAUAUACCGGAGUAUAUAUAGCAUGAAAGUGAAGUCAGGCAAAUGUCCAGUUAUGAUAUAAAAAGUGACUCAGUGCCCACAACGAUAUAUACCGGAGUAUAUAUAGCAUGAAAGUGA
Messenger RNA from Mizuhopecten yessoensis (Yesso scallop), 8382 nucleotides. RefSeq lists its product as uncharacterized. Gene Ontology annotation, molecular function: protein binding. NCBI's taxonomy places the organism in Eukaryota, Metazoa, Mollusca, Bivalvia, Pectinida, Pectinidae. The record is from RefSeq and is a predicted model, not a curated record. The coding region runs from base 2052 to 7172 and encodes 1706 amino acids. The transcript has 14 exons.